Acanthosepion pharaonis is the source of this 987-nucleotide messenger RNA. Lineage: Eukaryota; Metazoa; Mollusca; Cephalopoda; Sepiida; Sepiidae. The record is from the annotation of a GenBank genome assembly.
AUGACGUGGCUUCUUUUUUUUUCUUUCCUCUCCUUCUUUUUUUUCUUUUUUCUUUUUCUUUUUUUCUUUUUUCUCCUUCUUUUUUUCCUUUUUCUCCUUCUUUUUUCUUCUUCUUUUUUUCUUUUUUCUCCUUCUUUUUUUUUCUCCUUUUUUAUUUUAUCUUUUUAUCUCUUUUUUCUUUUUAUCUUUUUCCUUCUUCUCUUUUUCCUUUUCUCUUUUUUCUCUUUUUUCUCUUUUUCCUUUUCUCGUUUUCGUUUUUUUCUUUUUUUCCUUUUUUCUCUUUUUCUCUUUUUUCCUCUUUUUUCUCUUCUUUCCUCUUUUUUUUCUUUUUCAUUGUUUUGUUUUAUUUGUUUCUCUCUCUCUCUCUCUCUCUCUCCCUCUCUCUCUCUCUCUCUCUCUUCCCAAACUCUUGGCAAAAGAGACAUAUGCUCCAUACUUCGGAACUUUCAUUCUCUCUUUAAUAGUCUUUCUUUCCGCCCCACUUUCUCUCUCAGGGCCACCACUAACGACUUCAUUACCACGAAUACUCUUCAUUUCCUCCAUCCGUUAUCUCACUCGUCUCUUAACGCCUUCAAUUUCAGACAUAUUAGUUUUUGCAUUAUGACAUCCAUUUCGUUCUUUUAUCAGCUUCUUUUUUCUCUUUGUUUCGCUUCACUCUUUCCUUUCUUCUUUUCUUCUUCGUUUUCUCAUUUUUCAUUGUUUUUAUUCAUUUUUGUUCCUUUUCUCUCUCCCUUUCUUUUCCUCUUUUCUUUCUUUUCCUCUUUUCUUUCUUUUCCUCUUUCCUUUCUUUUCUUUUCCUCUUUCUUUUCUUCUUUCUUUUCUUUUCCUCUUUCUUUUCUUUUCCUCUUUCUUUUCUUUUCCUCUUUCCUUUCUUCCUCUCCGUUUCUCUUACCUCUCUUCUUUUCCUUCCACAUUGUCUUUUUUCGCUGCCUCUUUCUCCUGAUGUUCUCUUCUUUUGUCUUUGCUUCUAUAGACAGAACCGCAUAA